Messenger RNA from Antechinus flavipes (yellow-footed antechinus), 6834 nucleotides. It is a transcript of the gene SUGP2, whose product is annotated as SURP and G-patch domain containing 2. Gene Ontology annotation, biological process: RNA processing. Gene Ontology annotation, molecular function: RNA binding. The coding region runs from base 172 to 3507 and encodes 1111 amino acids. The record is from RefSeq and is a predicted model, not a curated record. Gene Ontology annotation, cellular component: nucleoplasm. Lineage: Eukaryota; Metazoa; Chordata; Mammalia; Dasyuromorphia; Dasyuridae. The transcript has 11 exons.
UAAAGGACUUGGGGGCUGGGGGGUAGCCCAGUGUCGGGAGCCACCGAAAUCCGCAGGACCCCCGGGGCCUGUGCCAGUGCCGCGCGGUGGUGGUUCCACCCAGGUCCGGGCCGGCCCAGCCCAGCGAGCCGGCCGCUCUUUGCAUCCUAGCGAGGGCCGCUGGGCUGAACAAUGGCAUCUAGGCGAGUCACAAGGGAAACUUUUGAUGCUGUGAUACAAGAAAAGGUUAAGAGGUAUCGAAUGGACCACAGUGAUGCUAUAGAAGACACUCUCCAUCAGUUUAAGUCUCAAGGUCAUUCAAGAUCUAUCCCAAGAUCAAGAGCAGACAGAUAUGAAGACAGUUUUCAUGAUGAUGGAAGAUACUCUCGUGAUCCAGUGCAUCCUCGUGACACUUGGAGAGAAGACCUAAGGGAUGAUGUAUUUCCUGGACCUUCAUUUAGAUCUAACAGUCCUCCCAUGAGUGAAGAAAAUUACUAUCAAGAAGAUUUUGGCCGGGACCGGGACUUUUCUCGUGCAGACUCUCGGGAUAGGGACUUCAACCAGGCUGGUUCCAGAGACCGGGACUUUGGCCACCGGGACUUUAGUCAUUUUGGUUCUCAGGAUCCAGAGUUUAGCCACUCCGAGUCUUGGGAGCAUGACUUUGCCCAUCCAAGUUCCCAUGAACCUUCUUGGUCUCAUGAGAAUGACUUUGGUCCUGAGAUUUUGGGUGACUUUCGAUCACCUGGUCUUAUGGAAGAAGAAUAUGUAGACAUGGACAGUCAGGAGUAUGACUUGGACUUUUCAGGCGAGGCAGAUUAUGAAUUCCAGCAGCCAGUGCCAAGGGGUAGGGGCAGGGUACGCAGCAGGGGCCGUGGUGGCCGGGGUGCUGUAGGCACUGCUGACCGGGGUGGCAUUCUUCAGAGUAAGCGGGUGACUAGAGGCGCACUUAAAACCAAAGUCAUUAAAGGGGAUGUUAGGAAAAUUCCCACCAUAAGAAAAGUGAACACUAAAAAACUGCCCCCUAUGGUUCCCUAUCGAAUCAUCCCCAAAACUCGAGGUACUAAUCGAAUUAGGAAAACUAUUCUAAGACCUGAUCUGAGUCCUGGGGUCACCCAAAGGACUGAAAAUGUCCAGCGUCCUGUGCGAAAGACUCCUUUGCGCCCCAAUCAGAAGAUUAGUCGGCUACCCAGAGGAGAAGUCAGUUUUGACCUAGUCGACAAUUCAGACAUUUUUUCAACAUUUGGGAUAGAGAUAAUCAAAUGGGCUGGAUUUCACAAGAUAAAGAAUGAUAUGGAGUUUUCACAGCUGUUUGCGGCUCUCUUUGAGCUGGAAACUGAAACCUGUGCGAAGAUGCUGGCCUCCUUCAAAUGUUCUCUGAAACCAGAACAUAGAGACUUCUGCUUCUUUACCAUCAAGUGUUUGAAACAUUCUGCUUUGAAAACCCCCAAAGUUGACAAUGAGUUCUUGAACAUGCUUUUAGAUAAAGGUGCUGUGAAAACCAAGAAUUGUUUCUUUGAAAUAAUAAAACCAUUUGACAAGUACAUGAUGAGACUCCAAGACCGCCUCCUGAAAAGUGUUACUCCCCUGCUCAUGGCUUGCAAUGCCUAUGAACUGAGUGUGAAGAUGAAGGGUUUCAGUAACCCUGCUGAAGUGGCAGGUGCCUUGGAGACAACCAAUUCCUUGUGUCGUAAGUCUUUAGCACUUUUGGGCCAAACCUUUUCCUUAGCUUCCACAUUCCGACAAGAGAAAAUAUUAGAAGCUAUUGGCCUUCAAGAAGUAGCUCCAGUUCCAGCAGCCUUCCCUAAUUUCGAUGAUUCAACUUUGUUUGGAAGAGAAUACAUAGAGCAUCUCAAAGCCUGGCUGGAGAACAGUGGCCAUCCCAUACAGAUGAAGAAGGCAGAUGUCAGGGUCAUGGAAGGGGUGGCAAGCGUUCCUUCUCCAAAUUCAGAUGUGAUCCCUGAGGCUCUAAAUGGAGUUCCUCAGCGAGCAGACAGAAAGGUUGUUGAGACAAUUGAAAAAUUUGUGAAGAGUAUAAUUGAAGGCAACUUGUCCCCAAAAGAAAGAGCAACACUAAAGAAGAACCCUACUUAUUGGUUCUUAUCUGAUGAGGAUAGUCUGGAGUAUAAAUAUUAUAAGCUGAAGUUGGCAGAAAUGCAGAGGAUAAAAGAGAUUAAAAAAGAUGAGGAACACCAGCCAACUUCAGAGGAAUGUGCCGUGAGAGCAAUGCUAUAUGCAAAGAAAGUCCAGAGCCUAAAGAAGAGAUUGAUUCCCCGUAAAAGGCUUGGGCUACUCUCAUCUUGGGGGAUCAGUGGCUGGAAGAUGAGAAAAUCUACUGUGGGGACACAGACCCUUCUUUCAGCAGGGACCAUGCUGAAGCAUCAGGUCAGACAUGCCCACGGGGUAUUCCAGGUAAAGCCUUCUGUUCCUGAUGUAAACCAUCGUGAGAAGAAUUUGCCAUCCGAGGAACCUGGAUCUCUUCUCUGUGACCCCAGCGCAGGACCUUUGACCUGCCCUCCAAGAACAACUGGGACAGAGGUCUCUUCUGCCUUGCCUGAGCCACUCCACACUCCCUCAUCUUCCCAGUUUGCCAAUGUUGAUGCUAAAACAAUGGACACUGCCGAGAAACUAGCCAAAUUUGUCGCUCAGGUGGGACCAGAAAUUGAACAAUUUAGUAUAGAAAACAGUGCAGACAACCCAGAUCUCUGGUUUCUACAUGACCAAAAUAGUCCUGCCUUCAAGUUUUAUAGAAUGAAAGUGUAUGAACUGUGCCCUUCCAUUAAUUUCACAAAAACCCCACUAAAUCUCAAAGCAGGAGAAGGUCUGAAAUCAGGGAAAAUUUCAGAUCAUGGGGAAGAAGAGGAGCAGGAGGAAGAAGAGCUUGAAGGAGAUCAUUCUCAACAAGGGACUGAACUGGAGCUAGAAUUGGGCCCUGAGGAAGAAGAAGAAGAAGGUACAGAAGAUGACACCUCAGCUCGAGAAGCGUCCUCCAGAAUUGGAGAAGAAACUGGUAGAGCAGCUCAGUCAGAGGGGAUCCCCUCUGAGGAGGCACAAAACACAGGAGCGGAGGGUGAUGGUGCCAGUUUAGCAGCUCUGUCCCAGUCCUCUGCUUCGAGUGCCUGUUUCCCUCGAAAGAGAAUCAGCAGCAAAUCUCUAAAAGUUGGCAUGAUCCCGGCUCCCAAGAGGGUGUGUCUUAUAGAGGAACCUAAAGUUCAUGAACCUGUGCGAAUUGCUUAUGACAGGCCCCGGGGACGCCCUGUGUCCAAGAAGAAGAAACACAAAGACUUGGAAUUUGCUCAGCAGAAACUGACUGACAGGAAUGUGGGUUUUCAAAUGCUUCAGAAGAUGGGCUGGAAGGAGGGAUAUGGCCUGGGCUCACGUGGGAAAGGAAUUAAGGAGCCUGUAAAAGUGGGAACAACCUCUGAAGGGGAGGGCUUGGGUGUUGAAGGGGAAGAAAAUAACGAAGAUACAUUUGAUGUUUUCCGUCAAAGAAUGAUACAAAUGUACAGGCAGAAACGAGCAAGUAAAUAGGUUUGCAGAAGAAAUGUGUUACAGGCUGAAAACGCAGAUGUUUGACAAAGCUGCUACCCUACAGGCUUUCUGGUGAUUUUUAGUUCACUUCAGCAAUGUGCAAAGGGAUUUUCUUUGGCACAGUGAACUCAGAAGUUAAUGUUACCCACCUCCUAGUUUGCCAAGCUUCAGGAUUAGCCUUGCAUUUGCUGCAUAGGCUGACUGACUGGGUGCCAGCUUACCUGGAAGAGACUCCUUUUGACCUGCAGAAUUCAUUCCGUCGUUUUCGUCAAGGUUUUGUCUCACCAAUGAAGAAGGCCUGCAUCUGAGCCCAUACAGGCAACAAGAAGAUUCAGUAGUCAGAAGAAGACCGUACCAAGCAUUUUCCUUGUCUAAGUUCAAUUAGUGCUGGCAUUUUUUUCCAUUUUCCUAUUUUUCAGAUGCCUUCUUUUAUUCCACUUAUUCCUCAGUCAAACUUUGGACAAAAUAGUUGUCUUCAAGGAACAACCGAAAACAUUGAUUAAAGAUAUAGCCUUAAGGUGGUUAAUCUUGAAUUUUUUUUUUUUUUUUUUUUUUUUGCUGACCUGCAUUAUCAGCAGAUCCAGAAUAUAUAUCUGUGUGGAUCGCCAUAGUGAAUGUAUAUACAGAAGGAAAUAUCUGUCUUUGGUGCGAAGAUUGUUUUUUUCUUUUGGGGGUAAAAAGGACCCUUAAAUUUCCAGAAUCCUCUUUGUUUAUUUUAAACCUCUGUCUUAAACCCUUAACCACAAGUUUUUUUCAAGUAUUUUCAUAGUUCCAUUUUUGCUCCUCAGGGAAGCAGAAAUGAACUAAAUCAGCUUCAGGUUAUCCUAUCAGAAUGUAGCACUAACAUGAAAUUCAAAAUACUGAAUCGUCCACUCUGAUUUUCUAUCCUGUGUGCUAAAAAGCAAAAUUAAAAUACAAUUAUUUUUAAUCUGAUUGAACAUUGAGUGACCUCCAGAAACUGUCAGCAAAUCUCUUUUUUGCUUAUGAGACCAAAUGUAUCCUAGGAAUGAUUACAAAUCUCCCUUUCUAAUUGCCUUUCUGAAUUUCAGUAGAAGACAAACUACAGUGCCAAAGUGAGUCCACUGGAGAAUGUCUGGAGGUUCUUCAGAAGACAUGGAAGUCUUUGAACUUGACAAGUGUGUUUACGUGUGGGCAAGUCUUGUAACUUUUUCAGUGUAUCUUAGACCUAGUACAGUCCUGCAGUAGUCUUAGAUACUGGUGUUUAGCGGGGAAUAGUCCAUUAGACUACUUAACUUCUUUCUCCCCAGUUGGACAAGGGUCCUAAGAAAUCAUAGAUUGUGCCACAGUUGUUAAAAAUAAAAACAAACACUUUAUAGUGUCCCGCCCAUUGCUUCUUCUGUGAUGUAUUUUUUGCAUGUGUAGCAAUGGGUAAAGGAUUAUUUUUAUUACAGUCCUUUGUGAGGGAAAGGGGGAAAAAAAAUCCUGUCUUGGGAUUUCCAAUUCAUCUGUUUCUUAUUUAAAAGACUAUGACUGAAGUCUUACUCCAUCUAGCACCAUACUUCUUGUACCUACAUACAGAAUUCUUAGCUACCAGAAAUUAAGUCCUUUAUGAUAAAGUGUCAAUGUUGAAGUUUUUAACAAAUGAUAAAUGCAAGACAACUUGGGAUCCUCUUCAGUAAAUUAUUACAGCUGUCCUGCCGAUUCAGCUAUAAAGCUAAAGAAUAGAAAGCAAUCGUUUUUCCUUGGAGAGUACAGAAAAGAGAGAACUGUCUUUAUUUUGGGUUCCUUGAGGAAUCAUUGCUUCCCCAAAGCAAAAAACAAAAACACCUUCCAGCUGUGAUGACCAGGUUUCUCUUACUACCUUGACUGUCAGCAACACCACUAAGCUAACCCCCCAGGAAUGUAAUACCACAAUACCAGGCCAGACCCUCUUUUCCAGAUGCUCUCUCUAAAUUGAUCCAACUACCAAAGCAAAAUAGCAAUAGGUAUGCAAUGUUCAGUUUCACAGGUACAGUGGCAUCUUGUUCUGCCACUUGGUAAAUGCCUCUGCCUUUCAACCAAAAGUUUAAAGUGUCAAGACUGGCCUGUAUUGAUUCAAGAUUUAAUUUGUGAUUUGGUUUGGAGAUGCUGAAGAGUUUGGCCUAAGAAAUGAGUGAACGUGCCUCAUUCAGAAAAGUUUAACAAAACAGGCAGCUGCACAGCUACAUUAGAAGAUUCAACAUAGGCUUCUUUGGGAAAUUUGGGGACAGCAAAAUUUUAUGUGGCUUUUUCUGGAUCCCUGUCACAAAGGUGCAUUCCCUGCACCUUUUUCUUAACUUAUUUUCAAUUGGCCGUUAAUGAUGGUCUUUUGGAAUUAGACAUUCUUCAGUUGCUAAUUUUUUUCAAAUGUGGCUUUAUGGAAGCAAUGUGAUUGGUCUCUGAAGACGAUUUUUCAUAUUCCCUCAAUAUGGGUGUAGCUCUUUGCGGCUCAUCCACAAGAGACUUUGAUGCUAUUAUUGCCACUUCACCUCUUCUUCCAUAUUGGCCUUUUGGAAGCACUUUCAUUCUUUCAACUAGCUAGAGUUCUGUUUACAAUUAAGAGAGCGUAAUUCAGAGUGUGGCUUCCCACAUUGGGGCACUCCUACUUUCUCAGCUACCUAGUCCCUAGUCAUUAUUCUGGGAAUGUUUUGGUUUGAGCUGAGAUUGCUGGUACAGUACCAUUUUGGGGUACGUGAAAAUAACCUAUAAAAACCUAGGUUAUAUUCCCUCCUGAUUGCAAUUCAUUGGAAAGCAAUUUGCUGGAGUAUAACCCACUCUUGGAAAGAAAUGUGAAUUGUGGUUCUUGAGGGAGUCUUAAACUGCUGUCCUGGAUAAUUGUAGUAUGGUCGGUCUUUCUUGUACCAAACUUCCGUUUGGGGCGAGAUGCCAGAUGAGCAGCACUGGUGCUAAGAUUCUAGUGUGGCUCACUAUUGGGUUCUCCCAUACUACCUGCCUCUCCUUUGUGAAAGGAAUCCCCCCUGCUUUACCCUGCUUCUGCAGGUUGAAUUGAAAAUGCAGUACAUAAGAUGUUGCACAAAUACACUACUUUGUUAAAGUUACUAGUUUCUUUUCUGUUAUUUUAGUUUCCAGGGUCUCUUCGUGAAGACUACAAGCAUCAAUGAAAAUUUUAACUUACUUCCAUGGUGUGUUUACUGUCUCUUGGUUUGUUUUUAUCCUGGGUAAUCUUGUAGUGAAUUUUGAUAUGUUCCAUGUAAAUUGGCUAAAGCCUAGAAGAUGCUUGUGAUGAUGGAAGUUUAUUUGGGUUUGUUUUUUUGUUUGUUUGUUUUUUUUUAGUUGUGAACAUUGUUAACCUUUUAGCAGCUAUAAUAAAUGUAGAAAGAAAACAUU